Molecule: messenger RNA, 1134 nt
Organism: Colletotrichum higginsianum IMI 349063
Lineage: Eukaryota; Fungi; Ascomycota; Sordariomycetes; Glomerellales; Glomerellaceae
Product: Aldo/keto reductase
Exons: 6
Coding region: 1-1134 (377 amino acids)
Cellular component (GO): cytoplasm
Source: RefSeq, a predicted model, not a curated record
AUGCGAUAUUUGAAUCUACAUGACCUCAGCUACCUCCUGGUGCCUACUCUUGCUCUCUUCUAUCUUCUACAACGAAACAACCAAGCAGUCGUGCCAACAUCCGAAGACACUCUUUCUACACCACUUGUCACAUCAGAAAACUCAAUCAAAAUGGUCAAGACUCUUCCUUUCGCCGGCAUUCGCGUCCCGGUUCCGGGCUUUGGCGCGAUGGGCAUCACGUCGUUCAUGAGCACUAGGAUGUCCGCCGAGCAGGCAGAGCCGGUGCUCCUCAAGGCCAUCGAACUGGGCUGCACCUUCUGGGAUACUGCUGUCGCAUACGACGCGGGUCUGAACGAAAAGAUCCUUGGGGACUUCAUCCGCAAGCACAACGUCCGCGACAAGGUCUUUGUCGCUUCCAAGUGUGGCUUCGACGUCUUCGGCGACUUCAGCGUCACAAACUCCAGAUCUCAUAUCAGGUCCUACAUCAACGGCACCAUCGAGAGGCUGGGCUUCGCUCCAGACUUGUACUACUUGCACAGAAUCGACCCUAAGACCCCGCUUCAGGAAUCCAUCGGUACUCUAGAAGAGCUCCGCAAGGAGGGCAAGACCAAGUACAUUGGUCUCUCAGAGUGCUCAGCCAAGACGCUGCGCGAAGCUAACUCGAUUGCGAAAAUCGACGCUGUUCAGUCAGAGUAUUCCGCCUUUGAGACAAUCCACGAGACCACAGGUCUGAUCGAGACGGCCAAGGAAUUGGACGUCGCCUUUGUGGCAUUCAGCCCGCUGGGUCACGGCUGGCUGGUCGAUGACUUCCCGUUCCAGAGCCCGGAUGACUUUGCGCCGGAUGACUUUCGCCGAACGUCCCCCAAGUUUCAGGGGGACAACUUUUACAAGAACAAGGCCAUCGCGGACGAAAUGAAAAGGAUUGCCGCCGCGAAGGGAUGUACACUCGCGCAACUAGCGCUGGCUUGGGUCGCGGCCCAAGACAUGAUUACCAUCCCGGGCACCACCAAGGUGAAAAGGUUGGAAGAGAAUUGGGCGUCUCGGGAAGUGGAACUGUCGGAGGAUGAGAUGUUGUCGAUCCGGAAGCUUGUGGACGCCAACAAGCCGGUGGGCGACAGGUUCGCGGGGCGCAAUGCGGCGGCCAUUGGCCACUGA